GAUGAGCAUUUGCAUUCGGAUCACGAAAUUCGAUUGACUCCACGUCACGCGAGUCGAUUCGCGUUCUGUGCACGAGCACUUGCUCAAAUCUAUCAUCUGAGAAUCACGAACUGCUUCGCCACUAAACGUGAUCUCUUCUACGAGCAAAAAAGUUUAUUCGGUAUUCAGCGCAACCUAGAUGUCAGUAUAACGGCCGUAUGUCGUUUGCUGUCCACAAGUCGAAUGUCACAAAACGUUGAAAGGACGGCAUCAGUAAGUGCAUUGGACGUUGGCUGGUUAUUGUUUCAGGGUAAAGGUUAUCCGGAUAUAUCGACGAGACGAUUUUUGAAACAUUUGACGAGUCUCUAUGAACUUCCUCUAUUUGGUUUAAUGGAUAAUGAUCCGCAUGGAAUCGAAAUCGCGAUGACUUAUAAAUAUGGUGGACGAAAGAAUAGCGUUGAAGUUGGUGAAUUAUCACUGCCGAAUUUCACUUGGAUUGGACUUUCGCGUGCUGAAAUUGAAAGAUAUCCAGUGCCAACUGAACAGUUUUUACCGUUACAAAAAGCUGAGCUCAGAAAAACGAAUAAACUCUGNGAGUUCACUAAAAUACUUUCAAAAGAUCCACUUUACAGAUAUCCAGUGCCAACUGAACAGUUUUUACCACUGCAAAAAGCUGAGCUCAGGAAAACGAAUAAACUCUGUCAGAGGGCCGCCAUACUUCACGAUUGGGUGCUGCUCGAUGAGUUGAACUGUCUACGAAAGAGUGGAACAAAGCUAGAGUUGGAAGCAGUAAGCGGCAUAGCACCAGGCUUCAUGUGCAACGCUCUGUUGGCUGAUAAACUGCAUCAGUUCAGAAAUGAAAUUCAUUGA
Anisakis simplex (herring worm) is the source of this 849-nucleotide messenger RNA. NCBI's taxonomy places the organism in Eukaryota, Metazoa, Nematoda, Chromadorea, Rhabditida, Anisakidae. The record is from the annotation of a GenBank genome assembly.